Messenger RNA from [Candida] anglica, 975 nucleotides. Lineage: Eukaryota; Fungi; Ascomycota; Pichiomycetes; Serinales; Debaryomycetaceae. The record is from the annotation of a GenBank genome assembly.
AUGAGUUUGAAGUUACAAGGGAAACCUGCUAGACUUCAAGUGGAUCCUGCCACUAUAACUGACGAUGAUAAGCCACCACAAUCUGGAACUACAUUUAAUAUAUGGUUUCUAAAAUGGUCUGGAGGUGAUAGUAGUUCAAAUAAAAAUUAUACAAAGCUGAAGUUUAGAGUCAAUAUUAAGAAUGAUUCUGGUUAUACUAAAUCUAGUUCAAGAUCUCCAAUCUGUUUAUUUUUCGCUCGUGGAUGUUGUUACAAGGGUAAAAAAUGUCCUUAUAAACAUAACUUGCCACAAUCUGAUGAUUAUAUAAUUCCUACUCAAGAUUGCUUUGGUCGAGAUAAAACAUCUGAUUAUAAAGAUGAUAUGGAUGGGGUUGGUUCAUUCAAUAGAACAAAUAGAACUCUUUAUAUUGGUGGGCUUCAUCUGAGUGAAAAGGCAGAAACCAUUCUUUCAAAACAUUUCCAAGAAUUUGGAUCUAUUGAUAAGAUUAAAGUUUUACAUGACAAAAGUUGUGCAUUUAUAUCAUUUAAAACUGAACCUGAAGCACAAUUUGCCAAAGAGGCAAUGCAGAGUCAAUCUCUCAAUGAUGAUGAGAUCCUCAACAUUAGAUGGGCAAGUGAAGACCCAAACCCACAAGCUCAGAGACAGGAAAAGAGAAGGUUGGAAGAAGAAGCAUUGAAAACAGUUAAAAAUCUACUUAAUCAAGUAGAUUCACAACGUAAACGUACAAAAGUAUAUGUUGAGGAACCAGAAGAAGAAGAAGAAGAAACUACCCCGAACGUGGGACAAAAACUACUUGUUGAACAUAAUGAUGUCCCUUCUAUUCUUCCGAAUACUUCGAUACUUUCAACUCUGUCAUUAGAACAAUUAAAGAAAUUGAAAUUCAAGCAAAAUGUUAAAGUUCCUACAAAAUCUAAUGAUCCAAUAGUUCCUAAGAAUUUAUCUACCAUGUUGGAGUAUUCAAGCGAUGAAGAAUAA